Messenger RNA from Alternaria alternata, 1011 nucleotides. RefSeq lists its product as hypothetical. The record is from RefSeq and is a predicted model, not a curated record. NCBI's taxonomy places the organism in Eukaryota, Fungi, Ascomycota, Dothideomycetes, Pleosporales, Pleosporaceae. Bases 1 to 1011 code for a protein of 336 amino acids. The transcript has 2 exons.
AUGGCGGGCAUCUCGAACGUCCAACAUAACAUCAUGGUCCUCGGUUCGAACAAAUUCUACCCAACGCACAAUGUCUGGUCGGCCCUCACAACCCCGUUCACGUUCGCUCCUCACUGUACUGAUAACUGGCGGGCCGGGAAUGUCUUGUCACAACCUAGCGAUGUUGUUCCGAGACUUACGCUUUCAAUGCCGUCGACUUGUCAACUCCCCGGUGGACAAGCUAUCCAUAGUCCAGGGACUUGCCUGCCCGGGUUCACCAUGAUCGACUUGACAGAGUAUAGAACACCAACUUGGACCACCGGUGGUGUUCGCGCAUGGGGAGCGGAUUGUUGCAAAGAAGGGUUUAUAUCAUCCUUGGGAGCGUGCAUGUCCAGCUUCACCACGCCACUCACUGCAUACAAUCCAGAACAAGUCGGCGGCGAAACCACCUCUGACGGCAGCGUUUGGUUCUUUGUAACCAGCGAUUCGGACUCGAGGAAUAAUUCUACCGUGAUUAGUACAGGUGUCGCGCAGAUGAACGCGAUACUCGUUUACUGGCAGGAGUCGGAUCUUGAGAAGUUUGACACAGGGUAUGCGUCGGAGCUUGCUGAGGCGUUGUUGCCGAGUAAUACGUUUGCGCCUUCUGUCACGACGACGGCGGGGACGAUACCGGGAUCUCACAGCGGAACAGCAGUACCGCCAGAUCGCAGCCAGCUCGUCUCAGCGACAGCGGAUCCAAAAUCGAAUGCAGAGCAAGCAGAUCGUCCUUCGAGAUCUGGCCUCAGUACUGGGGUUAAAGCAGGUAUAGCCGUGGGAGCAGGCAUCGGCGUGGUGCUAUUGUUCUUUAUCGGGUUCUUACUUUAUAAAAGAGUAUCGAUACUUCACCGCAAGGCGAGACUGGACCACGAAACGGCCAAACAAAAUGAACAGCCUGAGUUCGUUCCUGUAAAAGAUGGGGGUAAGAAGGAUGAGGCAUACACCCCACUCCCUUCUAGCGAUGCGAGAUGGUCGGUGUUUUUGAGGAAGCAAUGA